AUGAAUUCGUUCAAGAAAAUGUUCCAAAAGUACAACGACGACCAGAAGGUGUCACUUAAGCACUCUAAAUCGAUGCCAUACGGAUUCUCUUCAGAAGGGAGGAGGCGCGAGCCUCCUCGUGACGAUCCGGUCAAACCCGCAUACAGUGGCAAGACUCCCCUUAAAAAGUCCGACAUCGUGUACGUCGAGCAAGCUCCAGGGAUGCUCGAGAUCUACCACGGAAAACUAUCACAACACACAUAUUACCAUGGGCCGACUCGCGCAAACGUUAAGACGCGUGCAGACUUGCUGGCCAAGUUUCCCCAUUCCCCUCAACCAACUGAGGGCCUCCCUCGCAGCGGUUUCAGAGCACUUUCUUUGAAGGCCACUGUUGAUCAAGCUUCGGCGGAUGUACUACGCACCCUUAACGACCAUACUCACAGUGGCAGACUGGCAGAACGUAUUCGCGCCAAGUCGAGUACUCAUCGCUCGAACAUCCCUCCUCCCACCGCUCCCGCUCCGCCUCUUCCUACCACCCGCGCCCUACAUCCAACACUCUCGCGCUCCGCACACAGCUCAAGCGUAAAUAUUCGGGAAGUUCCAUCCCAUGUCACCGUCCCGACUCCUGCGCCAGCCUAUCCACGGUCAUACCGGCCUUACUCCCAAUAUGAUGAGAUUUCGCACGAGCAGGAUCCGACCGUCCUACGUGGAAUGAUCAAUCGUUAUCCCUUGGCGCCUGUUUGCAAGGAACGCUGCCCAGAGCAUAUGCGCCCUAUGUAUCUCGACAUGGACGAGCCGCGCUCUCCCGAGGAGACACUUCAAUGGUACAUACAUAUGUCAUUGGCCGAACGUCGUCCCCUCGAUGUACGCGCUGGUGGCCGUUACCGCCGCAUCGUUGGCGUGAGCAACAUGGGCAUCAUUUGA
Suillus subalutaceus is the source of this 903-nucleotide messenger RNA. RefSeq lists its product as uncharacterized. The record is from RefSeq and is a predicted model, not a curated record. The transcript is spliced from 2 exons. Lineage: Eukaryota; Fungi; Basidiomycota; Agaricomycetes; Boletales; Suillaceae. Bases 1 to 903 code for a protein of 300 amino acids.